Molecule: messenger RNA, 2318 nt
Organism: Macrobrachium nipponense
Lineage: Eukaryota; Metazoa; Arthropoda; Malacostraca; Decapoda; Palaemonidae
Exons: 5
Coding region: 243-2249 (668 amino acids)
Biological process (GO): recombinational repair
Source: RefSeq, a predicted model, not a curated record
ACCAUCCCCAAUGGUGUAGGAUUGAAAUUGAUCUUUAAAAAUGUUCAAUGAAUGGAAUUUAAAAAUUUCACGCACUAAUGAUAAAAUACCUUUAUUGACGUCGUUGUUAGAAUUAUUUGAAAGAAACAAACCUAUUUAACACUGGCCCGUUCGUAAACACUGUGCGUUGGCGCUGAUUUCAGGAUCUUUGAAGUGCCCAUGAUACCUGUUAUCUGCUUCAACUGACAUAAUUUACGUAUACUAUGUUUGAUGAAGACAAUGACGACUUCAGCUUCCUCGACGAGGAAUUUUUAAAAGAUGCGCUUCAACCUACAAGUCCAAGGAAAACAUCCUCAAAAAACAGAGAAGUGCCAAAAGUCAUCCAACAGAGGACGUUAGUUAAUGUAGAUAAAACUCCUUCUUCCAAAUCUUCUGAUACUUCAAACAAAAGAUUAAAUAAUUGUGGUAAACUCUUCAGCAUUGAUAAAAGAAAGGAUAAUGAGAGAGAUGAAUCUGCUGUCAAAGAUAAAAAAACUGAUAAAGUUGGCUUGAACAGUAACUUGGAAUUAGAUGACUUUUUUGACUGGAGUGACACGGAUAAUGAUUUUUGUGUAGAAUCUCUUCAGAAUACUCCUCCUGAUUCAGAAUUUGCUAGAGUUUCCUUACAGCAGCUAGAUGAUCUAGCGCAAUGCAAAGAAAAAUAUAAUGAGGAGCCAUCAUCAUCCGCAGAUUUUAGAGUGAGAAUUUUGCAAAGUUUACAAGUGCAGAAGCAGCUUAGUAAAACAAAAAAUGAAAGUGGUGCCAAGCAAUCUUUAGCGAGAAAUGUGGAAUUAGAACCAGCUUCAGGUACAGAAAACAGAAAAAGAAUACACCAAGAUGAUUCAAGUGAUGAAAAUUUUAAUGGUGUCAUUAAAAGGAAAGUAACUUCAUUGGUUGGUGAGACCCAGGGGUCAAAAUCAGAGAAAAAUGUUAGGGAUAAUUGUUCGUUCUUCACUCCUUUAAAAUCAGGACAGACAUCUAUGAAAAAAUCUGUAUCUCCAGGGGGUCCAGUUAUACAGAAGAGAAAAUUCCCUGGUCCUGCAGGUCUUUUACCACAAUUGGUUAGUGGUUUUAGAACUACACACAUGAGUGUCCAGCCAUUGUGUGAAGAAGAUAGCAGCCCAUCUGUCAGUAGGGAUAUCGUUUGCUCUCAAAGCUCUGCUGAUGAAUUCUUAUGUGGACCAUGGCAACAAAUGUUAGAUGACCUGGAACUAAAUCAACCAAAUCAAGCAUCUCCCUUGACAGUCUUCAACAUUAAAUGGAUCUUGAGAAGGGCUGCCUUGAGGGGAUAUGCUGGUGUCCGCAAGAUACCCUUUCUAGCUGUCAUGGUGCGCAGCAUUGAUGCUUCAAUCUCUGAUGCAACAGUGCUAUUAAGAGAUAAAACAGGUGAAAUGAAUGGUACUAUUUCAAGCUCAGUUUUGGAAGAAUAUUCUGAAGCCAUUACUCCGGGAUGCGUAUUGUUGUUGAGGAAUGUAACACUCCUUUCUCCAGUAAGCCUGAAAUCAUCUGUUGGAGGAGAGGUUGUACGACGUCAUUAUUUGAACAUAACUCUCAACACUAUUCACACUAUCUAUUCAUCUGAGGAGUCAGGUGAUAUUAUUACGACAACUGUCAGUGGUGGUAAUAUAAAAGAACUAUUGCAGCAAGCUUCAGCCCUAAAAGUAACAUCAGCACCUCGAGCUAUUGUAGAAGAAGAGGAGGAAGAAAUGACAAAAGAGACUCCUGAACAAAAACAACAGCUAUUUUCACAUGUAAGUAAUUAUGGUAAUUCAUCUUCGCAGCAUAUUCAUGAAAAUUGGAGAGGCCCCAGACCUUAUUUAAAUACUCCUUUAAGUGGAUCUCCUCACCAAAAGCAGAGAUUUGUUUUCAACUCUCCUCUGAGCAAUAAUCCUAGACCUCACAGUUACCAAGGAAAUGAGGCAAGACCCAUCUCAGCAGAUUUCCGUGCAAGGUUUGCUCCAAGAAGUGGCAUAGAUAAUCAGUCUCCUAAGGCUCUGAAUGCCAGUGGUAUUGUAAGACUGCAGAGAUUUCCAUCUCCUUUGCAACCAUCUACAUCGGGCUAUUCCUUUCAAGGUUUUUCUAAAGUAUCUGGUCCUGUGACACAGCCUUCACAAGUUGUUAAUAGUAGUUCUCAGAUGAGUAGCAAUAUAUUUCGUAGUCAAGAGGAAGAAAAAGAGGUUAAUGAUUUGUUAGAGAAUAUUGAUGAAGAUUCAUUAUUUGGAGAUUUUUAAACAAAAUCACAUUGUUUUGUUUAUGGAGAAAGAUAUGUAUUUAAAUAUAUGUUGAUAUUUUUAUAAGAA